Molecule: messenger RNA, 1318 nt
Organism: Lonchura striata (white-rumped munia)
Lineage: Eukaryota; Metazoa; Chordata; Aves; Passeriformes; Estrildidae
Source: RefSeq, a predicted model, not a curated record
AUGGAUCCGGGCGCCUGCAGCACGUCGCUGGCCGAUGGCGCCGGGGAUCCCGAGCGGAGCGUCCCCAGGAUCUGCGGGGUCUGCGGGGACCGAGCCACCGGCUUCCACUUCAACGCCAUGACCUGCGAGGGCUGCAAGGGCUUCUUCAGGAGGAGCAUGAAGAGGAAGGCCAUGUUCACCUGUCCCUUCAGCGGGGACUGCCACAUCACCAAGGACAACCGGCGGCACUGCCAGGCCUGCCGGCUCAAGCGCUGCCUGGACAUCGGCAUGAUGAAGGAGUUCAUCCUCACGGACGAGGAGGUGCAGAGGAAGCGGGAGAUGAUCCUGAAGAGGAAGGAGGAGGAAGCCCUGAGGGAAAGCCUCAAACCCAAACUCUCGGAGGAGCAGCAGAAAGUCAUCGACAUCCUGCUCGAGGCCCAUCGCAAAACCUACGACCCCACCUAUGCUGACUUCACCAAAUUUCGGCCCCCUGUGAGGAGCCACCCCAGCAGCAGAGGGGCCACAAAAUCCUCGUCCCUCCUCACCCAGGACCUGUCCUCGGAGGAUUCCUCGGAUCUCUUCAGCUCCGAGGCCUUCAGCACAUUCCCAGAGCCCGCGGAGCCGCCACCGCUGCCCGGCCUGGCGCUGCAGGAGGAGCAGGACGAGAGCUCCUCCGUCAACCUGGAGUUCUCGCAGCUCUCCAUGCUCCCACACCUGGCCGACCUGGUCAGCUACAGCAUCCAGAAGGUGAUCGGCUUUGCCAAGAUGAUCCCGGGCUUCAGGGACCUGUCGGUGGAGGACCAGAUCGUGCUGCUCAAGUGCAGCGCCAUGGAGGUGAUCAUGCUGCGCUCCAACGAGUCCUUCACCCUCGAGGACAUGUCCUGGACCUGCGGCAGCAGCGACUUCAAGUACAGGGUCAGCGACGUCACCCAAGCCGGGCACAGCAUGGACCUGCUGGAGCCGCUGGUGAAAUUCCAGGUGGGGCUGAAGAAGCUGAACCUGCACGAGGAGGAGCACGUGCUGCUCAUGGCCAUCUGCAUCCUGUCCCCAGACCGGCCGGGCGUGCGGGAGCCGCUGCGGGUGGAGGCGCUGCAGGAGCGGCUCUCGGAGGUGCUGCAGAGCUACAUCCGCGCCCGGCACGCCGCGCCCGGCGGCCGCCUGCUCUACGCCAAGAUGAUCCAGAAGCUGGCGGACCUGCGCAGCCUGAACGAGGAGCACUCGCGGCAGUACCGCUGCCUGUCCUUCCAGCCCGAGCACAGCAUGCAGCUCACGCCGCUGCUGCUCGAGGUGUUCGGCAACGAGAUCUCCUGAGCAGCCGGCGCUGGUGCCGCGGGAGGAG